Messenger RNA from Bipolaris oryzae ATCC 44560, 627 nucleotides. RefSeq lists its product as uncharacterized. Gene Ontology annotation, biological process: protein targeting to membrane. The record is from RefSeq and is a predicted model, not a curated record. Lineage: Eukaryota; Fungi; Ascomycota; Dothideomycetes; Pleosporales; Pleosporaceae. Gene Ontology annotation, cellular component: cytoplasm; nascent polypeptide-associated complex. The coding region runs from base 1 to 627 and encodes 208 amino acids. The transcript has 3 exons.
AUGGCCAACCCACGCAUCGAAGAGAUCCCCGACGAGCCCGAGAAGAAGAACGCUCAGAUCGAGGAGGAUGAGUCCAGCGACGAGUCCGAGGCUGAGGAGGGUGAGGUCAACGUCCCUGCGGGCUCCUCCGUCGCCGUCCACUCUCGCAACGAGAAGAAGGCUCGCAAGGCCAUUGCCAAGCUCGGCCUGAAGCACAUUGAAGGCAUCACCCGCGUCACCCUGCGCCGACCGAAGAACAUCCUCUUCGUCAUCAACCAGCCUGACGUCUACAAGUCUCCCUCAAGCAACACAUGGAUCAUCUUCGGUGAGGCCAAGAUUGAGGACUUGAACUCCCAGGCUCAGGCUUCCGCCGCCCAGCAGCUCGCUCAAGCCGAGGCUCAGUCCCACGACCACGCCGGUCACGACCACGACCACGAUCACGGCAAGGGCAAGGGCAAGGCUGUUGAGGACAAGAAGGAGGAGGAAGAGGAGGAGGAUGACGACGAGGAGAUCGACGACUCUGGCCUCGAGGGCAAGGACAUCGAGCUCGUCAUGCAGCAAGCCAGCGUCUCCCGAAAGAAGGCCGUCAAGGCUCUUAAGGAGAACGAUAACGACAUCGUAAACUCCAUCAUGGCGUUGAGCAUAUAG